Molecule: messenger RNA, 1762 nt
Organism: Malania oleifera
Lineage: Eukaryota; Viridiplantae; Streptophyta; Magnoliopsida; Santalales; Ximeniaceae
Product: transcription factor bHLH94-like
Exons: 3
Coding region: 464-1447 (327 amino acids)
Biological process (GO): regulation of transcription by RNA polymerase II
Molecular function (GO): protein dimerization activity; DNA-binding transcription factor activity, RNA polymerase II-specific; RNA polymerase II cis-regulatory region sequence-specific DNA binding
Source: RefSeq, a predicted model, not a curated record
GGCCUCAGUGCCGGGGCUCAACAAAAGCAGAGAGAGGAUCCCCACCCUCUCACCGCCUCUGCUCUUUUGGCAUCCCUCCCCCCUGUAGUGACUGGUCUUUGUCUGUAUAUACAUGACUAUGAUCUCACGUGCAACUCCCCCUGUAGCUCUACCCCACACACCUAUCUCCUCCCAUCCAUCCCUAUGCCUAGCUAGCUUUGUUUUCUGAUAAACUCCGCCUUUAAAACCUCCCCCCUCUGAUCUCCCCUCUUCCUUAACCAUAAAAAAGAAAAAAAGAAAAAAAAAGAAAACAGAAAAGAAAAAAAAAAACACCUUCUUGUAGCUCUCCCCCACCCUCCUUCCCUUUUCCCUUCUUCUUUCAGUCUUGAUUAUUGAAGUGGGCAUUCAAAGAAACAGUUCUCUCUGUUUUCACUUUACUAGCUUCUUCCAUUUUACAGGGUUCCGAGAGAGAGAGAGAGAGAGAAUGGCCUUAGAAGCUGUGGUUUUCCCGCAGUACCCGUUUGGUUAUGCUUACAGGGAUUUCUACACUCUGGGCGCGGGGGGAGGUUGCAGCUACGACUUGGAUUUGCAGGAUGAGAACAAAUCUUUUGCUGGGAUUCUUGACCACGGCAGCAACUGGGAUGCUUUGUCUUCCCCUUCCGUGAUCCAACACGUCAAGGAAUUGGAUCAUACUUCUUCCCCGGAGGCAUGCACGGCCGGAGCCGAUCAGUUUCCGGUUGGCUGCGUGUCCCCAGAUCAGAUAGAAACUCCGGCGGCGGCCGCCCCCAGUCGGCGGAAGAGACGGCGCACCAAGAGCAGCAAGAACAAGGAGGAAGUGGAAAACCAGAGGAUGACCCACAUUGCGGUGGAGCGCAACCGCCGGAAGCAGAUGAACGAGUAUCUGGCGGUGCUCCGCUCUCUGAUGCCACCAUCUUACGUUCAAAGGGGAGAUCAAGCAUCAAUCAUUGGAGGCGCAAUUAACUUUGUGAAGGAGCUGGAGCAGUUCCUGCAGUCCGCGGAGGCUCAGAAGAGGACCAACCAACAACCCAACAAUGGCCUCCCUUCCUCCCCUUUUUCCGACUUCUUCUCCUUCCCGCAGUAUUCCGCACAGGCAUCCCACUGCGGCAACCCGCCGCCGGCAGCGGUGGGGGCCGCCGUGGGUGGCAGCCCAACAGGCGGGGACAACCGGUGGGGUGCGGCGGACAUAGAAGUGACGAUGGUGGAGAGCCACGCCAACAUCAAGAUACGGUCAAAGAGAAGGCCGAAACAGCUGCUGAAGAUGGUGGCUGGGUUCCACACCCUCCGCCUCUCCGUUCUCCACCUCAAUGUCACCACCCUCGACCAAAUGGUCCUCUACUCCAUCAGCGUUAGGGCUGAGGAGGGAUGCCAGCUGACCACAGUGGAUGACAUUGCUGCUGCUGCUAAUCAGAUGCUGAGGAGAAUUGAUGAGGAAGCUUCGUUGAGCUGAACAUGGCAACAUGCAUUGCAUGCACUCUUCCAUUUUUUAGCUGGCCUCAUCUUCCUACUUCAACUGCCUUAAUUAAUUACCUUUUUAAAUUUUAAAUUCUAAAAUUUCCCCUUUCUUUCUUUUUUCCAUUGAAGACAUGGUGCGCUUACAACAUUUUUCCCAAUUUCAUAACUAGGGCCUCCUGCCCUUUGGUUGUCGGUGUUAGUUCUUGUGCUAAAUUAAUCAUCUUUAGAAGCCUAUUUUUAGUAUUUCCUUUGGCUUUUAAUAUUCCGAAUUAAAAACUUAUAUUUUUAUUUAGUGCGAAGAUUGAUGGAA